AUUUCGGGGAGACGUCAGAUGGUGGGAGGCCACGAUGUCGAGACGUAAAGACGAUUGUAGCUCGCUGAGUAAGAUACAACUUCGGUUCACUUGGUUGCUACCUACACUCGAUUGUGCAAUUUGAAUCCAUUUCUAAGAACAAUUGGACUUCUCGUUGAACUUCCACUUUGAAUACUUGUGAAAAUGGACUGCAUCCGACAAAACAUUGGGGCUUCCAAGAAUACUGUAGAAUUCACCAUCAAUGGACAAAUUUAUACUGUGGCAGAAAAUAUUCACCCUGGAACAUCCCUGAAUGAGUUUAUUCGUGAUUACGCAAGAUUACGAGGAACUAAGGCUAUGUGCCAUGAAGGAGGCUGUGGUGCAUGUAUUGUGUCUAUAGAUAUCAAGGGUGAGGUAAUGUCUGUGAAUUCUUGCCUGAUACCAAUUUUGAUUUGCAAUGGAUGGGCUGUUAAAACCAUUGAAGGUUUAGGUAACAAGCAAGAUGGCUAUCACACUUUACAGGCAGCAUUAGCAGAUAAAAAUGGUUCUCAAUGUGGCUAUUGUUCACCUGGAAUGAUAAUGAAUAUGUAUAGUCUUUUACAAGGCAAACAGUUGACAAUGAAAGAAAUAGAAAAUUCUUUUGGAAGCAAUAUAUGCCGUUGUACAGGUUAUCGUCCUAUUCUUGAUACAUUCAAGAGCUACGCUAAUGAUGCACCAAAAGACUUCGUAAAAAGUAUUCAAGAUAUUGAAGAAUUAUACAACAUAAGAACUUGUAAAAAAACCGGGAUGCCGUGUGAAAAUGGUUGUAAUGGUUGUCACACACGAGUUCAAGACACGAAUGAUAAAAUUGACAUGAAAUUGAGUGGCUGUGAAUUUCAUAAAGUUUUGUCAAUUGAUGACUUGUUUGAAAUAUUUCAAAAAUAUCCAAAUGCCAGUUACGUUUUACAUGGUGGUAACACCGCACAUGGUGUAUAUCGAUUGAAAACACCCGAUAUCACUAUUGAUAUAAAUGAUAUACCUGAUUUGCGUAACGUAAAAAAAGACAAUAAUACUUUAACUAUUGGGGGCAAUGUUUCUCUUACUGUAGCGAUGCAAACGUUUGAAAAAUAUUCGAAAGAACCAAAUUUCGAAUACUUGCAUCAUUUGGCCAAACAUAUCGAUUUAAUUGCUAGUGUUCCCGUGAGAAAUGUUGGAUCUGUAGGAGGAAAUUUAAUGAUCAAGCAUGAGCAUCGAGAGUUUCCAUCAGAUCUGUUUUUGAUUUUCGAAACUGCAGGAGCGCAGUUGCAUAUAGUGGAAGCUAAUGGCGAGAAGACUAGUAUGACUUUGUUGGAAUUUCUGGACUUCGAUAUGAAGCAUAAAAUUAUAUACAGUAUACUUUUACCUGCCCUUGGUAAGGAAUACGAAUACAAAUCUUACAAGAUAAUGCCACGAGCACAAAAUGCUCACGCCCAUGUGAACGCAGGGUUCUUAUUUAAAUUGGACGGAACUGGGAAAGUUCUGGAAAAACCAAACAUUAUAAUUGGCGGAAUAACCAAGGAUUUUCUACAUGCAUCGAAGACUGAAAACUUCUUGGUCCAGAAAUCCAUUUUCGAUAGGAACGUAGUUAAAGAAGCUAUAGCAAAGUUAGACGCGGAACUUCAACCUGACCAUAUAUUACCUGAUUAUUCCCCAAUAUUCAGGAAGACGCUUGCAGAAGGGCUUUUCUUUAAGUUUAUUUUAAGUAUUAAGCCGGAAAAUGUGGAUUCAAGAUCACGCAGUGGUGGAUCCCUUUUGGAACGUGAACUUUCUUUAGGCAAGCAAACCUUCGGUACGGAUAAGAAUGUAUGGCCUUUAAAUCAACCUAUGCCAAAAAUGGAAGCUGUAUACCAAACAUCAGGCGAGGCACAAUACGUGAACGAUAUUCCACCAUUUCCAGAUGAAGUCUUCUGUGCUUUCGUCCUUACCACAGUAGCUAAUGGCAAAGUGGAGAAUAUUAAUGCUUCUGAAGCAUUGAAAAUGAAAGGAGUAAUAGCUUUCUACACUGCCAAAGAUAUUCCUGGGAAAAAUGUAUUUGUACCAGCAAGUGCACAGGAACUAAUGAUGAAUUAUGAUGAAGUACUGUUUGUAGAUAAAAAUAUUGAGUUUGCUGGACAACCAGUUGGAGUAAUUGUUGCAACAAGUCACGCAAUUGCUAAUCAGGCAGCACAGAUGGUGCAUAUUUCUUACGCUGAUGUUGCACCAGAAAAAUUUCUAUUAACAAUUGAAGAUGUACUUUCUUCGAAUAAUGAAUCUCGGGUGCUUGAAUCGAUUAACGUCAAAGCACAGAAGAAAGGAAAUGAUGUAAAGCAUGUGAUAAAAGGAGUAUUUCGAAGCGGAGGUCAAUAUCAUUAUACAAUGGAAACUCAAACUUGCGUUUGCGUGCCAAUAGAAGACGGAAUAGACAUUUUUCCGGCCACUCAAUGGAUAGAUCUCACUCAAGUAGCUAUAGCUCAAUGCCUUGGUGUGAAGAAUAACAGUAUUAAUAUUAACGUGAGGAGGCUAGGCGGUGGUUAUGGUGCAAAGAUAUCCCGUGCUACACAAAUUGCCUGUGCUUGUGCCUUAGUAUGCUACAAGUUAAAUCGACCAACUAGAUUCAUUAUGUCGAUGGAAAGUAACAUGCUUGCUAUAGGAAAGCGAUAUGAUACUCGUCAAGAAUAUGAAAUUGGUGUAGAUGACAAUGGUCGCAUUCAGUAUUUGAAUUCAAAAUAUUGGGGAAAUAGUGGUUGCAAUUUUAACGAACCUCAUGCACCUGUGGCUGGGUAUCAUUUUCCAAGUUGUUAUGAUAAUUCAACUUGGACCUAUCAGGGCUUUGAAGUCAAAACUGAUUUGCCUUCCAACACUUAUUGCCGAGCUCCAGGUUCAACAGAAGCUGUAGCUAUGGUGGAAAAUAUAAUGGAACACAUAGCAAAAUCAAUUGGAAAAGAUCCAUUGGAGGUUAGAUAUAUGAACAUGACUGAGGACCAUAAGAAAGUGUUACAAUCUAUGAUAAAAGAACUGUGUCAAAAUGCAGAUUACAAUAUUAGAAAAAGAGCUGUAGACACUUUUAACAAUGAAAAUCGAUGGAAAAAAAAAGGAAUAGCUUUGUUACCCAUGAUGUAUCCUUUGGGUCUUUGGGGACAAUUUCACGCACUAGUUUCUAUUUAUGCACGAGAUGGUACAGUUUCUGUUUCUCACGGAGGAAUUGAAUGUGGUCAAGGAAUUAAUACUAAGGUAGCUCAAGUAGCAGCACAUACAUUAGGUAUCGAUUUAUCGUUGGUUACUGUUAAACCAACCAACAAUCUAACAUCUCCAAAUAAUUUUGUUACUGGUGGUAGUAUCACUAGUGAGACUUGUUCAUAUGCAACUAUGAUGGCUUGUAAAGAAUUGAUAAAUAGACUAGAACCUAUUAAAAAAGAGAUGGAGAAUCUUUCAUGGCAAAACUUAGUAAUGGCAGCACAUUCGAAAGAUGUUGACUUGUGCGCACGAUAUAUGUUUACUGCAAAAGAUGAGAUAAAAAAUUACCCCAUAUAUGGAGCAACUAUAGCGGAAGUUGAAAUCGAUGUGUUAACUGGACAGCAUAUUGUGCACAGAGUAGAUAUAAUUGAAGAUGUUGGAAGAAGUAUGAAUCCAGAACUAGACGUAGGGCAAGUUGAAGGUGCUUUUAUAAUGGGUCUCGGGUACUGGACUUCUGAAGACCUAAUUUAUGAUCGAAAAACUGGUCUAUUGACAAAUAAUAGAAGUUGGAAUUAUAAGCCACCAGGUGUAAAGGACAUUCCUGUUGAUUUCCGAAUUUAUUUCCCUAAAAAUAAUUCUAAUCAAUUAAGUGCUCUUCGCUCAAAAGCUACUGGUGAACCACCAUUAUGUAUGUCUUAUGUUAUACCUAUUGCAAUUUGGAAUGCACUAAAUUCAGCAAGAAAAGAUGCUGGACAUAAAGAUCUAUCCAGCACUUUAGGUGGUCCUAUUACUACAGAAAAGAUCUUACUAAACAGUUUAACUAAUAAAGAAAAAAUGGUAUUUUAAAAUAAAGAUUCCUUUCUUUUCUUUAAUGAAACAUACCUGCAUUGUUAAACGUUUAUCCUACAACCAGUUAUAAUGUUCAGUGU
Messenger RNA from Eufriesea mexicana, 4079 nucleotides. RefSeq names its product xanthine dehydrogenase/oxidase. Bases 184 to 3996 code for a protein of 1270 amino acids. Lineage: Eukaryota; Metazoa; Arthropoda; Insecta; Hymenoptera; Apidae. Gene Ontology annotation, molecular function: 2 iron, 2 sulfur cluster binding; oxidoreductase activity; iron ion binding. The record is from RefSeq and is a predicted model, not a curated record. The transcript has 26 exons.